Messenger RNA from Pelobates fuscus (common spadefoot toad), 1680 nucleotides. RefSeq names its product E3 ubiquitin-protein ligase TRIM11-like. Bases 1 to 1680 code for a protein of 559 amino acids. NCBI's taxonomy places the organism in Eukaryota, Metazoa, Chordata, Amphibia, Anura, Pelobatidae. The transcript has 2 exons. Gene Ontology annotation, molecular function: zinc ion binding; protein binding. The record is from RefSeq and is a predicted model, not a curated record.
AUGACCUUCGUGAAAAGCUUCAGGUCAGCGAUGGCGUCCGCUGAUCUGAGAGAAGAGUUAAACUGCUCGAUCUGUCUGAAUAUUUACACGGAUCCGGUAAUGCUGAGCUGCGGACAUAACUUCUGCCAUGACUGUAUCCGGAAUGUGCUGGAUACACAAAAGGGAGAUGGGGUUUAUACCUGUCCUGACUGCAGAGCAGAGUUUCAAGAACACCCUGUUCUGUACAGGAACCUGAAGCUGCGUAACAUUGCAGAGCAUUUUAUCUCUGCGCAACCAGAAAAAGAGGAUUCUGGGAUAUUCUGUACUUACUGCGUUCACACUCCUGUACCUGCAACUAAGACAUGUCUGCUCUGUGAGGCUUCCCUGUGUGACGUCCACCUGAGUGUACAUAGCAAGUCUGCCGAACAUGUCUUAACGGAUCCCAUUUCUUCCCUGGAGAACAGAAAAUGCUCCGUCCACAAGGAGCCCCUGAAAUAUUACUGCUCUCAGGAUGCAACCUGUGUCUGUGUGACAUGUAUGAUUUUGGGGGAUCACAAGGGACAUCAGGUUUGUACCCUGAGUGAGGCAUCUAGGAAGGAGAAGGAGAAAAUGAGAAAUAUUUUGGAGAAACUGACCCUAAAUCUAGAGGAAACUAAGAUAAAACUUCAGAACCUGCAGGAACGCAAGAACAAAGUACAAUAUAAAGCUGCCGAAGUAACUGAGAGAGUCUAUGCUUUUUUUUGUGAUAUUAGAGAACAGCUGAAAUCCUUAGAGAAGCUAAUCCAGAGUGAGAUCUCCUGGCAGGAAGAGCAGAUCUUACUCCUAGUCCCAGAUUUAAUACAGCGGCUGGAAAUAAAGAAGGAGGAUCUUACCAGGAAGAUGGGUCACAUUGAGGAGCUGUGUAACAUGACGGACCCACUAACUGUCUUACAAGGAUGGCAAGCAGACAGCGCUGACUUUAAUGAUACUGAGGAUGACGAGGAGAGAGACGAAGAUAAUGACACACAAGCAGACAGCGCUGACUUUAGUGAUACUGAAGAUGACGAGGAGACAGAUAGGGAUAAUGACACAUCUUCUGCUGUAGAGGAUCUGGAUGAGGUUCUGGUCUCAUUGACCUUGGAGUGUUCAUUAAAUGAUGUCAUCGCUGAUGUAAAAAUAAAGAAUGGACUCCAUGUGCCGGAGGUUUCAGACCUUUUAUUAGAUGUAAACACAGCUGCUAAUGAUGUAUCUGUGUCAGAGGAUUUAAAAACGAUAUCCAGAUCUGAUGUAAAGCUGAACCGACCGCAAAGAUCUGAGAGAUUUCUUAAUUUUCAGGCUUUUAGUAAACAAUCAUUUUUGUCAGGGCGACAUUACUGGGAAGUGGAGACCAGCGAUACAGGACUUAGCAGGAUCGGAGUAUCUUAUCCCAGCAUAGAGAAGGAAGGCAUUGAUUCCUUUAUAGGGAAUAAUAAUAAAUCCUGGUGUUUGCACAUGUAUAAAAUAGACUAUUCUGUGAUACAUGAUUCAAAGCCAUAUCCGUUACUCCCUGCUCCUUCCUGCCAUAGAUUCGGGAUAUAUCUGGACUAUGAAGCUGGCCGGCUCUCAUUCUAUGAGCUGUGUGACCCAGUCAGACAUUUAUACACCUUCACUGCCACCUUCACUGAGCCUCUACAUGCUGGGUUUUUGGUCUGGAAAGAAGGCAGGAUCGGAAUCCUUAGCUAG